Populus euphratica (Euphrates poplar) is the source of this 789-nucleotide messenger RNA. RefSeq names its product protein PXR1-like. The transcript has 4 exons. Lineage: Eukaryota; Viridiplantae; Streptophyta; Magnoliopsida; Malpighiales; Salicaceae. Bases 82 to 561 code for a protein of 159 amino acids. The record is from RefSeq and is a predicted model, not a curated record.
AUUUCAGUUGCAUACUCCUCUCCUGAAGUCCUGAUAUAUAUACUUUUCUCUCUUAUAAAAAUAAAACAUAUUUCGCCGAAAAUGGGAGACGAAAGGAAGGAGAAGAAGAAGAGCAGGAAGAGAAGCUCCUCUCUGUCUUCGAAUGAAGAUGAAGGAGGAAGAAGGAAAAGGCAGAGAAGUGACAAGGAAGAAGGAGACGGAAGGAGAAGUAGAAAGAGUGAUAAGAAAGAGAAGAGAAGGGACAAGAAGUCUCAUAGGCACCACUCUGAUAAAGAGAAGAAGUCCAAGGAUAAACACAAAACCAAACGACACAAAGGGGAUCGCCACUUGAAACCUGAGUUUCAACUGUCCAAUGACGAUUACUUCUCCAAGAAUAAUGAGUUCGCUACAUGGCUCAAAGAGAAGAAGAAAGUGUUUUUCUCUGACCUUACAUCGGAAUCUGCACGAGAAUUGUUUUCGGUCUUUGUCAAGGACUGGAAUGCUCAGAAGCUUGAAUCCCGAUACUAUGAGGGCAUUUCAAGUGGGCCUCGAAGUGCCCAUAACUGGGCACUAAAGCUUUAGAGAAGAAGACAGCGCCAGUGGUUUUGCUUUGCUUUGUUUUUGUAUCUGUAUGUCUUUCUAUCCUGUUCUACGGACACUGGAGAACUAGACAUUUUAAAUCAGCUCAUGCUAGAAUGUUGGCAUUUUGGGCCAUUCUAUGAAUUGCUUGUACUUGUAGGGCACACACUUGCAUGAUGUGUUCGAUAUGUCUUAAUCAUCAAGAAUAGUUGUUAUUCAACUUUAAAUCAC